GCUUUAAGCUUUGAAGCUUUACUGCAUAUUUUCUGAAGAUCUAAGAUUUUCUUCUUUAAAGUUAUAUGUUUUCACGCUAUCCCCGCAUGAUGAGCUGGAAUUCUUUAUAAAGCGGCACUUGAAAUUGUUUACUGAAGAGGACUCACCUGGUACGUUGCUAUUUCUAUACAGCGCCGUAUUGACGCGUUCGAUGAGCAAAAUCCGCAACGAUCUUGAUUCAACAAGCAAAUCAGCGCCAUUGACAAUGACGAACAAUGAGGAGGGCUCCCUGAUGAUUGUAACCUUACUUUUGACUGGACGUGCCACGCCUUAUCUGCAUAAUGGUGUUGUAAAUGUAGGCGACGAGAAUACCUAUGCUAUACCACAAUAUGGAAUACUGAGUCGAUGUACAAUCGGUUUUUUACUCUGGGACAAUGAUAAUUCACAGCCCUCCGUGGCGGCCUCCCGACAACCAGGUUCGCGCCUCAAAACACCCAACUACCCGAUUUGGAUUACCAGCUGUUGUGGUCACUUUGGUGUGCUUUUCAAUCGGAAUCCGGAACUUUUACGAAAUUAUCAUGCCGAGUCGCGGUUCGAUUUGAAUUAUUACAGCUGCUCUGGCCACAACAUUUUCAUGGCUAUCGAUAAUCGCGUGUACAAUGAGCAAGCCAUUGGCAUGUUGGAGCGGCAGGCGACCACAGAAAGUGCAGCAGCAGAGAGUGGUAGUACUGCAGCUGGCGGUGGAGGUGGUGGUGGCGGCGGUGUUGGUAGUGGUAAGAGCACUGCGAGUGGCGGUGACAGUGCCGAUUUGCUGGCACGUGAAGAAUUGACAACGAAUACGCCGUUACAACGUUUAAUUCACACCAAAUGGGAGGAGGCGCACAUACGUUUCAAUGUGCAGCCAUCCAUGCUGAGUUAUCUGUUUUGCACAACACCAUAAAAAGGAUGCGUGUGGUGUGUGAGUGUGUAUGUGUUUGCCGGAGCUUUGUAAGGCUGCGUAUGAACACACGUGCCGGUUUGUAAAGUUCGUGAAAAAUGUUACAGUUAUGUCGAUUUCAUAAAUCGUUUGGAAUGCAGUGAAGUGUGCGACAGUGCAGCUGUGCUUUUCAGCUUGUUUUUUUCCACCGCGCUUAAAUCACAGUUGUGUGUCACAAAAAUACCCACGACUCUCUUUCUUCCGCUACUGACAGCUUUAAA
Rhagoletis zephyria (snowberry fruit fly) is the source of this 1176-nucleotide messenger RNA. Its product is annotated as protein FAM188B2-like. The record is from RefSeq and is a predicted model, not a curated record. Gene Ontology annotation, molecular function: K48-linked deubiquitinase activity; cysteine-type deubiquitinase activity. NCBI's taxonomy places the organism in Eukaryota, Metazoa, Arthropoda, Insecta, Diptera, Tephritidae. Gene Ontology annotation, biological process: protein K48-linked deubiquitination.